GUGGGAGACGCAUGCGGCUUUCUCAAAGGCAAGCACACAAGCAAGACAGAGGACUUGAUUGAAACAAUCGAAGACCCAAUCGAAACUUCAGGCCCAGACCCAUUCUUGGGCCGCGGCCACUUGUUGACAGUUGGUCACAGUAUUGGUUCUUAUGUUCUCAGCUUGCUGACCACAAAUGACGAAUGCGCUUUCUUCAGACGAAUGGCGAUAAGUGGAUGGUAAUUUGAUGCCAUGUAUUGAACCACACUGCUGGAUGCCUGCCAUUCAUCGAAGCUAUGCAGGGCCCUUAAGAGAUCUCCGAAGUAUGCCUUCAGGAGGAUUCUUGAAGAAACUGGCCGUUGGAGGUGAGCUUUUGGCUCAAGCUCGCACCUCGAAGCCUUGUAGACUCAGCAUUUAAGGAUGAAGCUCUUCUCAGCUGCACUAUUGACACUGGCGACAGGACAGGCAGACUGGUGUCGCUGGGUGCCAUUGGCCUCUCAGCAAUAUGUCCCGCAAUGCUCUGGCUAUGUGUACCCUUUUGGCACCUAUGGCCAUCCUGUUUGUGCAAGUUGGUGCCAAUGGGUUCCCGGUCCAUCUUGGGUUUACACGCCAGAAUGUCGUGGCUGCUACAGCUUCGUCACAACAAGCCAGAAGUCUGCUAGCGUGUCGCUGGUGCAACGUGCAUGCAAGAAAUCCUGCCAAUGGCUAUCAAGACCUGCUUGGGAGGGGACACACGACUGCAAGACUUGCGAGCAGCCACUGGAGCAAUUCGUGAUUCCAGUGGUAUUCACUGAGAAACUCUCAGAGCCAGGAUUGAAGGUGAAGGUGAAGGUGCAGUUACCAGAUUGGUGCCAGUGGGUUCCCUUGAGCUCUCUGCAGUAUGUGGCAGAGUGCGGAUCAAGUGCUCGCCCUGCAGGUGCCGCAGGCCCUGCAGAUCCUGCAGACCCUGCAGCACCCUCUGUCACCGAAAGGUGUGCAAGUUGGUGCAGCUGGACCUCGGCCUCGUCUUGGCCGGACACACCAGAAUGCAAGCAUUGCACACCAGACACACUGCCAAACGUAACUUAUUCCACAACUGGGUGUGUAGAAUGGUGCCAGUGGGUGUCGCGCCCUGCGUGGCACAGGACACCUGACUGUGCUGGCUGCGAAAGUCCUGCACCAAAUAUCCAGAACAUCACGCAGCCGAUGUCUCAUGAUGCGUCUCAUCUCGCAAUUCCAGACCUUGUGCCAUGAGCUUAGCCAUGGUGACUCACCCCCCGCUCAACCGCACAGUGUGACAAUUUCAGUCCUGCCAGGUGCUCUAGCUGUGCUCAGACAUACAGUGUGGCAGCUUGGGUUCUGCCAUGAGCCAUGUACAGAUUUGCCAGUAGAGCUUGGCAGCUUCUGUCCUGUAAAGUUCAAGCCCUCCAAUGGUUCUUUUGUUGCCAUCAAACGUGGUAAUCUUCAGAUGAAGUCUUCAGUUACAGGAAGCGUACGCAAAAAGAAGACACCAAGUCUCUGAGUUCGCCUCAA
This is a messenger RNA of Durusdinium trenchii, 1491 nucleotides long. The record is from the annotation of a GenBank genome assembly. Lineage: Eukaryota; Dinophyceae; Suessiales; Symbiodiniaceae.